Messenger RNA from Paramecium primaurelia, 1394 nucleotides. The record is from the annotation of a GenBank genome assembly. NCBI's taxonomy places the organism in Eukaryota, Ciliophora, Oligohymenophorea, Peniculida, Parameciidae.
AUGGGUCACAUUCUUCACCACAAUAUUUUCGACAAGGAUGUCCACAUUAGUUUGUUUAAGUGCAAUUUUCUCUGCAUUUAUAUUUUUGCAAGUUAGAGCAAAUUUCCGUUAUUGUGUGGGCACAUUUCAAUUAUUUGGUUACUUCUUGCUAACAAGGAGUGCAAUUAUGAUCUCCACAUUCUUUCUAACAAGAAUAUUUAUGAGAACAUGGCCAUUUUUUAUUGCAUGGUUGUUUGCAUUUAUAAUUUUCUAAUUCUUAUUUGGCAUUAGAACAUUAAAGUUUUGCUUAAUGUCCACAGGAUAACUCCUUUUCUAUUAUUUCUCUACAGGGAGUACAUUCUUAGUAACAAAAUUUAUCACACGGUUAAUUAUGCUAGCAUAUUCGUGGUUUUAUACAUUUUUCCAAGCAUUAAAAUGAUUAUAAAACAGCAGCUUUCUGAUCAUAAGUUGUUUGAACUUUGUGUCCACAAUUUAAAUCAAUAAUAACUUAAUUUUUAAGGUUCUUUUUUUAAUUAUUUAUAUUUUUAUUCUNGUAAGUAAGUAAUAAAAGAAUAAAACCAAUUUAAGGACAUUCUCCUUAAAGAUCACCAGGUAAAUUCUGUUCAAAUUUAUUGAACAUUAGUAAUAAAUUUGCAGGAACAGGUGGAAGUAAUAAUUUAUAAGUUAUAUAACUUAUUAGUGACAUCAUCAUUAGCUCCUAAGAAAGCAUAAGCACCUUAAAAAGUUCCAAAAUCAGGUAUCUUUCAAGCUUUACCAAUGAUUGAAUAGACUCUAUUUAAAAAAUAUUAUGAUAGAGGAGAUCUUCCAAUUGCAGUUAAUUUUAGUGGAGCUGUAAGAAAAAUAGUUUGGAAAUGUGAACCUGAAUGUUUAGAUUAUCAUUUAUAUCUUCCAAUAUUCUUUGAAGGACUAAGAGAAACUGAAGAUCCUUACAAAUUCUUAGCUGUUAAUGGAUGUGAAGAAUUAUUAUAAAAAGGAGAAACUAAGAUAUUAUCAGUAUUACCAUAAUUAAUCAUUCCUAUUAAAAGUAUAUAUUUAUAAUAUAUAAAUUCUUUAAUAGAAGCUUUAGCAACAAAGAAUCAUGAUAUUAUGUGUAUUACAUUAAAGAAAAUAUAAAAAUUGGUUAAAAGUGGUUAAAUGAUAGGAGAAGCAUUAGUUCCUUAUUAUAGAUAAAUAUUACCAGUUAUGAAUAUGUAUAAGAAUAAAAGAUGUAUAUCUCUAUUUAUUUAUUUAUUUUAGUAAAUAUUGGAGAUAAAAUUGAUUAUUCAUAAAGAAAAAAUGAAAAUCUAUCUGAUCUAAUCUAAGAAACAUUAGAAACACUUGAAAAAAAUGGAGGAGAAGAUGCAUAUAUUAAUAUUAAAUAUAUGAUACCAACAUAUGAAAGUUGUAUGUUUUGA